Messenger RNA from Theileria annulata, 1554 nucleotides. RefSeq lists its product as uncharacterized. The record is from RefSeq and is a predicted model, not a curated record. Gene Ontology annotation, molecular function: protein binding. Lineage: Eukaryota; Apicomplexa; Aconoidasida; Piroplasmida; Theileriidae. The transcript has 9 exons. The coding region runs from base 1 to 1554 and encodes 517 amino acids.
AUGUUAAAUGAUAACCAUACCAGUUCUAACAUCUUUUCUCAAUUAAAUAGUACCAACAAUGAGUCACUUGACAUCUUUAUUUCUCAUGAGAAUGACGGUGAAAUAGUUGUAAAAUAUAAUUUCAGUGUAAAACCACUUGAAGUUUAUUCAAAAUGUACAAAUCCAUUGAAUGGAAGUUUGAGCAAAAAUGUGAUGUGUGAUUUUUUUGUAAACUGUGACGGACAAAUUAGAGAUAUUGACUUAUUACAUACUUUGGUGUAUUCUCAGCUUGAAAAUACACUAUUAAUUCUAGUGGCUGUAAACUCCACUUCUCACUAUUUCACAAAUGAGGACAACUAUUACACUUUUCUACAGCUUUAUUACCUCAACUUUGAUCCGAAAAACCCUGAAAAUAUACAAAAUAACUCUUUAAAUCUCUUAUCGCUAUUCCCAAUAAAGUCAGAUUACUGUGUACAACUCAAAUGGUUGCAAGUAAAUUAUGAUACUGGUUUCCUCUUUGCAGUUCUGCUCUUCAAAUCUGGAAAAGUCAAAAUCGCCAGAUUUAACGUCAAUUCACUGUCAAAUUUGUUCAAAUCUAAUCAAAUUCAUCAGAAAGUUCUGGAAUUAGAAUUUGUUUGGGGUCAUACUCAAAAUGUUACUUACACUAAUAAAAUCAACUGUUUUGAUAUUUCAUACAAAGUUGUUGAAUCUUUGAUCACAUUGGUUUGUGGUACGAAUGAUGGGUUUCUGUUGAUUUGGGAUUUUAACUUAAACUUGUUCAAUUCUAAAACUAAUAGUAUUGACUCAGAAGAUGUUGUGGAAGUCGACUCUGAAGUGGUAAAUUCCUUUAAAACACUAGCAAUACUAACCGGCGUUAACAACACUCUCGUCUACAGGGGAAUUUUAUCCUUAAAUUUUAUUCCGUUUCCAAACUCUUUUAUACUCUCAAUUGGCACCUUUUCAAAAGGAAUAAUUUUAUGGGAUAUUAGAUGUAAUUGUGACGGCGAAUUGAGAACAUAUAAUAACAUAACAAAACCGGUGAAUAAAGUGUCUUGGAGCAGGAAUAGUCAGUACUUGUUUGGUUGUACUUCCAGUGGUUUAUGCAUUGACUGGCAGAACAACCCGACUGCAAUGUCAAUUAACUCAACCAAACUCACUAAGGAGAAAACCAACAGCGUUUGGGAGAACAUUUGCUGGAGUGCGGACUCAUCUGAUGACACUUUAUCAUUCGUUUUCGACUCUGGCGAGCACAUUCAACUUCUAACGUCAAACUUAAACAAGAGAAAUAUGUACAACGGCUUCACUCUUUACAAAUGGGACUUAAUAAAACAACAGAAUGAUGAAGUUGAUGUGUACAAAUGCUCAGAUUCAAUGAUUGGCAGUUUAAACUACUCAAUGAAGAAUAAGUUUAUUAAGGAUCUAAACUAUAGUAGGAAGGUUGGGAUCUCGAUAAGGAAAUUCACCAGCUCUUCAAACAGUUAUAACAUGGAACUAAGUGACCAAAAUCCCCUGAAAGUCAGAAGUAAAAUCUUCUCACUCAACACGUACUUUUAUAACAUUUUACACCUUCCCUAG